ACUAUGAAAAAUAAAAAAAAUAACACCGCUGGUCGCUGGUAUAUUAAUAAUCUGUAAAAUUGAAUAACAAAACAAAAAAAUAAGAAAUAUUUACCAAAUCGAAAAGUUUGCCGAUAAAAAAAAAGAACGAAAAUGGAUUUUUGCUUCGAAAUACCGACAGGUUAUUCAGACUUGCUAAAUUCGAACGGAAAUAAUUAUUUUGUGAGAAAAGUCCAUGACGCUCGAGAUUUAACGGAUCUUUUGAAAGCGGCCCGAACAUCGUUCAUUACAAAUGGACCAUUCUACAUAUUCGAUCAUUUUGAUACGUUCUACUCGCUGAUAGAUAAAGGUGAAGCAGAGAGUAUUAGUGCGCCAAGCAUACCCUUGCUGAUCAAAGGAGUCGAUCUGCUGUUCAGCACCAUUGAUAAAUUGGGACAGUUACUCACAACCUUUCUACAGAAAAAUGAAGAAAACGAGCGAAAUUCCUAUCUGAAUCUAGUGAAAAUGGUUCUGUUUCUGAAAAUCGAAUUGAUCAGAGUUAUCGACAAACGUAUCGACAAAGAUGAUCCAAUUGGAGUGAAAAAAACGAACAAAAAGUCGACUGGAAAUGAGAUGAAUUAUGAGUGGGAUGAUAAGCGGUACAGAAGUAUCACACAAAUAUACAAUAUCGUCCAAUUGCCGAUUGAAAAUUUGUGGCACACGUCAAUUCCGGAGGAAAAUUUCGUUAACAAAUUUUGUGAAUUAGCGUACCAAACUUUGGAAACACCCUGGAUUAAACAGAAGCGUGUCGAGUCGACAGUAUUUCAGACAUUCGGCAUCGCAAUCAAACGAUACAAUCAUGCGUUGACAUUUCCCGUGCGAAUCAUUCAGAUUUUACGUGACAAAGAAAUUGCAAUUGUUCCGAUUGCCAACGGAAUUUGUUUGCUGAACGAUGAUUUCGGAAUAUCAACCAUUUCUACAGUAUUACUCAAGGAUCUGGUGGAGACAUUACAAGAGGCGAACAGUGAUUCACAAAUUGCCAAACAUUUCAGUACUUUUUUGACUGAAUUGGGAUCGGUCGGUUCUAAGCUUUUAGUUCCGCAUUUAGCUAAGUUGGCCGAAGAUCUGCUCAACGUGGAGUCCCAUGUCGUACGGAUCUGUGUUCUUCAAUUAAUGGGCGAUGUAGUCACUGUUGAAAUGGCAUCCGAAGAUUUAUCCGAGGAAUUGAAGGAGUCACGCGACGAAUACCUCGAAGAUCUGCUCAAUCACGUCAUGGACGUUUCCGCACAUGUACGAUCCAAGGUUCUACAAAUUUUUACCCAUAUGAAAGGCGAGAAUGCUGUUCCGUUGGCGUGGCAUCAGCGAAUAUUUCAAGCAGCUGCAGAUCGAUUGGAAGAUCGAACCAACACUGUCCGCAAAAGUUCUGUCCUGUUGAUCAAGGCAUUUUUGGAGACGAAUCCAUUUUCAAGCAAACUGUCGCAACAAGAACUCAAGGAGAAAUACGAGAAGGAAAAUGCAAAGUUUCUGGAAUUGCGUGAAAAAAUGGUUGAAAUGUCGAAAAAGCGUUUGGAUAUUGAAGCUGGGUGGGAGGAGCUGUCUUCGAUACUGAAGCCGAUUAUCGAAGAGGUGCUUAGCCAAAGUACUCAAAAUGAGCCCACUGAUGAAAACAUCGAAAAUCAUGUUCAACGUAUCAACGACUUGAUCAACGAGGAAAAAUAUCAAGAAGCUGUUUUGCUAUUAAAGGUUGCUGAUGCGAAAGCAGGAAACGCUGCUGAAAGAAUGGAAAUGCCUUUCGAACAACAAUGUGCCUAUUAUCUUGCACUUAUCAACUCUUAUCUGUUCGUUCCGAUUGACGAUUUCACCCAAGCGUACACUCUGCAAGAUCAAGUCAUGAAGUUCCUGGAAGAUUCUAUCGCAUUCACGAAUACGGUAGCCCAUGUACUGCCGAAAAUCGAGACGUUUUUGUACUCAAAGACACAAAGUGAUGUAUACGAAGCAAUUGAGUUCUUUACCACAGCCUAUCUGUUCGGCAUUGAGAACACCGAAUCGGGAAUGAUGAAGAUGUUGCCUUUGGUUUGGUCGGGUGACGUUGAGAAGAAAGAAGCUGUAGCAAAGGCAUUUAACAGAGUUCUUUUCGUCACUGAUCAGCAAGGAAGAGCCCAUUCCGUUAAGGUUGUGGACAACUUAUGUGCUUUCCUGGCAAGAAUUGAUGCUGGACAAGUACAAGCCUUUUCGGUUUUGAUGAAAGAAUGGAUCGAAAUGGGUAACAUAGACGCAGCUAUCAUUACUGUGCUAUUUGAGAGGUUUACAAAGAAAUUGGAAAAUACGACGGAAAAUCAGGCCCAUUUAUGCUUGCUGAUUCUGGUAAUGGCAUCAAGUGGAAAAUCGCAGAUCGCCCGAUCGAAUAUCGACACCAUUCAGAUGAUCGGUUUUGGUGACCGCGGCCUGCACGAUCCACGAUAUUAUUCGUCUUGCUUAAAGUUUCUUAUGCACACCAUCGAACAGAAUUCAUCCAAGUAUUACAAACGUCUCGAUAUGGACCAUCAAAUGGUAACGGAAGCGGCUGACAUGUUUAAGAAAAUAUUUUUCUUUCCGAAACUGGAAAGUUUCGACGACGUUGGGUCAUCGUUUUUUCAAUUCAUUUACAAAAUGAGCCAGCAACCAGAUACGGUGUGUCAGGCGAUAUUAACGGAGUUGUCGCAAAAAGUGCUGCAGAUUUCUGACAAAAUCAAGUCAACUGACACAGACUCUCAAUCUGUAAUAAGCAAUGGAGUGUUCAAAGUACCGACGUUUAUCUUGACUCGGUUAAUUUUUUGCUACGGUCUCGUUGUAAUGAACGAGGUCAGCUUUCUCGACAUCGACGUUUACAACAAUAUGAAAUAUCGCCAGGAAUUGAUGGAGGAAAAGAAGAGUCAGAAUAAUAAGAACAAAAGCAAACGAUCCAGCAACUUGAAUACGUCAGCCAGAGACGCUUUGAAGAGAUUAUCCGAUUCCGCUGCGGAACCACAGCAGGAGCCGGACGACAUGUUAGUUGGAGCAUCGGCUGAGGAUUCCAUAGCUGAACUAAUCACUGCUGUCUGUGAAGAUGAAUUGUUGUAUUCUACGCACGGAAUGCUGAAAAAAUUCGUCCCAGUAAUCGUUGAAGUACUUAAACAUCCAGGCAAAUACCAAGAUAAUGAACUUCAACAAGCGGCUUGCCUGUCAAUGAUUCGAUUCAUGUCGGCUUCGUCGAAAUUCUGCUCGUCGAACCUUCAGUUUCUCAUGAACAUUUUGAAUCAAACGAAAAAUAUCAAAAUGAAAUGCAACAUCAUCAUUGGCCUAUCCGAUUUUACGUUCAGAUUCCCCAACGUUAUCGCACCCUGGAUCGCGCAUUUCUAUUCGACGCUGAACGACAAAAACGAUGAAUUGCGAUUGACCGCUGUAAAAGUUCUUUCGUACCUAAUUCUACACGAAAUGAUACGUGUCAAGGGGCAAAUAUCGGCCCUAGCUAUGUGCAUUGUUGAUUCGAAUGACGAAAUCAAAAAUAGCACGCAGCAGUUUUUCAGAGAAAUUGCUAACAAAUCGAACAUACUGUACAAUGUACUGCCAGACAUUAUAUCACGGCUGAGCGAUCCGAACUCCGAGGUUGAGGAGGAAAAGUACCGAAUCAUCAUGAAGUACAUCAUUGGAUUAAUAAACAAAGAUAAACAAGUGGAGAGCUUGGUGGAAAAACUGUGUCUUCGAUUCAAAGUAACAAAAGAGGAACGACAGUGGCGUGACAUUGGAUACUGUUUGUCGUUGCUGAACUAUACGGAGAAGACCAUCAAAAAGCUGAUGGAAAACAUUCCUUGCUUCAAGGAUAAAGUCCAAAUCGAUGAGGUGUAUGAUUGCUUCAAAUCGAUCAUCAGCAGCACAUUAAAGUUUGCAAAGCCGGAAGUGAAAUCCGUCACUUUGGAAUUUCAAAAACGCAUCGAAGCCUGUUUCACAAUCAACGAUGGGGAUCAACAAGGUUCUAUCGAUGACGAAGAUGAACGAGCCGCGAUGCCGCCACCCAAAGCCAUACCGGGUCGACGUGGGAAAAAGGUGCCUGCGAAGAAGAGAAAUACAAAUGCAGCCGCUGCUAAUUCCGAUUCAGAUGACAAUGAAGACGAACGACCGGCAAGAGGUCGUAGUUCUGGACGCCCACAGAGAACUCCAGCACGAGCGGCCAAAUCUAAAGUUGUCGAAAGCGAGAGUAGUUCCGAUGAAGACGAAGACGAACGACCUCCGAAACGCAACAGACGAAAUAGAAAAUAAAAAUGAGGCGACUCGCCGUUGUAUAUAUUUAAAUGUACUGUUUGUGUUGUGUAGGUUGAAGUGUUUGGAAGUAAUAAUGAAAUAAUUUUCCUUUUCUUGUAUGUAUAACUAUACCAGUACCUUAUGAAAUAUGGCUUAAUUUAUCAAAGUCUAAAAUGUAAAUUGAGAAAAUCCAAUAAAUUGUCUAAGAA
Bradysia coprophila is the source of this 4424-nucleotide messenger RNA. It is a transcript of the gene Cap-D2, whose product is annotated as CAP-D2 condensin subunit. Gene Ontology annotation, biological process: mitotic cell cycle; meiotic chromosome condensation; mitotic chromosome condensation. Lineage: Eukaryota; Metazoa; Arthropoda; Insecta; Diptera; Sciaridae. The record is from RefSeq and is a predicted model, not a curated record. Gene Ontology annotation, molecular function: histone binding. Gene Ontology annotation, cellular component: nucleus; condensin complex; condensed chromosome, centromeric region.